Messenger RNA from Cynoglossus semilaevis (tongue sole), 2762 nucleotides. RefSeq names its product phosphatidylinositide phosphatase SAC1-B-like. The transcript is spliced from 20 exons. Gene Ontology annotation, biological process: phosphatidylinositol dephosphorylation. Gene Ontology annotation, cellular component: endoplasmic reticulum. Lineage: Eukaryota; Metazoa; Chordata; Actinopteri; Pleuronectiformes; Cynoglossidae. The record is from RefSeq and is a predicted model, not a curated record. Bases 104 to 1864 code for a protein of 586 amino acids. Gene Ontology annotation, molecular function: phosphatidylinositol-4-phosphate phosphatase activity.
CUCCACCUAUGUCCGUCCCCCUUUUCUGGUCGUUACGCUCGCGAGAUCUGGUAACACGCACUUACCACUGUGUCGUUACUAAGAUCAGGUACACGGCGUGAAGAUGGCGACCGCCUACGAGAGAUAUAAUUUGCACACAACUCCAGAGAAAUUCUACAUCGAGGCUUGUGACGAUGGGGUCGAUGCUGUGCUGGCCAUUGACAGGGACUCCAAUGAGAUGACCCUGACAGACAAAGUGCACGUUCCUCCCUCUGCCGUCACGAGGCCAAUUUGUGGCAUCAUGGGAACAAUCCGCCUGGUAGCAGGGAUGAACCUGAUCGUCAUCACAAGGAAGAGGAACGUGGGCAGCCUCCUCGGACAUGCAGUGUGGAAGGCGGUGGAGUUUGAUGUAAUUCCAUACAAGAAGACAGUGCUGCACCUGUCAGAGAGUCAGUUGCAGGAGAAUAAUACAUUCCUGUCAAUGAUGAACAGCGUGCUGAGCACGGACGGCUUCUACUUCUGUACUGACUACGACCUGACGCACACGCUGCAGCGCCUCGCCAACACCAGCCCCGAUUUUCAGGAGAUGAGUCUGCUAGAGAGGGCAGAUCAGAGAUUUGUAUGGAACGGAUACCUGCUGAGAGAACUGGCUGCACAACCAGAGCUCCACAGGUUCGCACUACCCGUUGUCCACGGAUUCAUCGUCAUCAAGCCCUGCCGUAUAAAUGGUAAAAUCUUUGAAUGGAUCCUCAUAUCCAGGAGAAGCUGCUUCAGGGCUGGUGUUAGAUAUUAUGUCAGAGGCAUCGACUCCGAAGGUCACGCUGCUAAUUUUGUGGAAACCGAGCAGAUAGUUUUGUACGAGGAAUCCAAGGCGUCGUUUGUACAGACCCGAGGUUCCAUGCCAUUUUACUGGAGUCAGAGACCCUACCUCAAAUACAAUCCAAAGCCCGUAAUCAGCAAGACCAGAAGCCAUACUGAUGGUUUCCAGAGACAUUUUCUCUCUCAGCUCCUUAUCUAUGGCAAACAAACCAUCAUCAACCUGGUGAAUCAUAAGGGUUCAGAAAAGCCACUGGAGCAGACCUUUGCCAAGAUGGUGUCAGAGAUGAACAAUGACAAGCUUAAUUACAUAGCAUUCGACUUUCACAAAGAAUGCAGCCGCAUGCGGUGGCACCGUCUCCAGAUCUUAGUUGACAAGAUCAGCGAAACGCAAGAGGAAUAUAGUUACUUCAUGGUGAACUCUGAGGGGAAGACUGUAGCCCACCAGAGGGGGGUGUUUCGCAGUAACUGCAUGGACUGUCUGGACCGGACCAACGUUAUCCAGAGUCUUCUGGCUCGAUGCUCUCUCCAAUCUCAGCUGCAGAGAAUGGGCGUUCUGAACGCGGGCCAGCAGAUUGAAGAGCAGGCCGAGUUUGAGAAGAUCUACAAGAACGCAUGGGCUGACAAUGCUAAUGCUUGCGCAGUACAGUAUGCGGGAACGGGAGCCUUGAAAACCGACUUCACGAGGACGGGGACGAGGACCAAGUGGGGGCUGAUGAUGGACGGGUGGAACUCGGCGAUCCGCUACUACAAAAACAACUUUUCCGACGGCUUCAGACAGGAUUCACUUGACCUGUUUUUGGGCAAUUUUGCUGUCGACGAAAUGGACGGACCCACGCCCCUUUGUGCGCAGAAGGACUGGAAGCUUCUCCUGUUACCCAUCAUUUUGCUGCUUGCGAUUUCCAUGUGCAUCAUGUGUAUUCUCGGAGCUGAGGACCUGUCGCUGCACACCAUCGCUCAUGUGAUAUCCUGGGGCGUCGCCAGUGCCGUCGCGGGACUCGCUAUUCUGUACUUUGGCCAACACUUUGUGGACGCCCCCAAACUGGUUCACAAGAAGAAGAUGGACUGAAGUGUUGGUCAAGUGUGUUUUCGGGCGGCUUUACGUACAGUACACCUCUCUCCAUCAUCUGUCUGCUACCUCUCUGCACUGCGCCUCAGAUUCUGUCGUACUCUCCGGGUUCUGUCCUCAGUCUCCGGGCUGAUUUCAUGUGGUUCCUAAAUAAUACAGAUUAUUAAAGAAAAUAAUAAAAUUGAAAUUAAUUUGCACCUGCACUAACCCUGCCCUCGCCUCCUCACUUUAGGAACCACCGUUGUACUAAGUUGGGAACGCCCCAAACCCCCUUAUACGUUGGCUAAUGUUUCUAACUGUUGGACUGCAAUAUUUAACGUGUGUGUGUGUGUGUUUUUUGGUGGGUUUAACUUAAAUUUGUCUUCGAUUCCGAAAUUGAAUACUUGUAACAAAUGCAUUCAUGUCCUACACUUAACUGCGGUUGGUUAUAAAACAAGGCGAACGGUUAGCAGUUACAAUGGAGAAGUCCGCCAUCUUUCUCAUUUCUCUGUUUGGAGAAACCCCAAAGAUGACACACAAUGUAUCCAUGUUCGUAGUGGACUUUACUGGAGUUGAACAGCGAACACUUUUGUGAACGUCCGGGUUCGGCCAGUCCGACGAAAAGCGAAUGCACCCUUGAACUAGCACUUACAAUUUUAAAGCUUUAUUUUUGUAUUCUAAAGCCACCGUCCCCGUGGUGUUGAGCUUCGCCAAGCAACCCGAAAUUCGACCCCUAAUUUGACGCUACAACAGGCCCGAGAAACAAAUGAUACGAUGUUGUGUUUACAGCUGGUAAAGGUGUUUCGGGAUUGCGCAAUGGACAAACGUUUAGAGUUUUCAAAGAUUGUUCAAGAUUGAUUUCAUUUCACUAAUAAAUUUAAAAAAAAAAAAAGCACACAGUGUGUAGGAAGGCAGUGUG